Messenger RNA from Fusarium verticillioides 7600, 766 nucleotides. RefSeq lists its product as hypothetical. Bases 63 to 698 code for a protein of 211 amino acids. NCBI's taxonomy places the organism in Eukaryota, Fungi, Ascomycota, Sordariomycetes, Hypocreales, Nectriaceae. Gene Ontology annotation, biological process: regulation of DNA-templated transcription. Gene Ontology annotation, molecular function: DNA-binding transcription factor activity, RNA polymerase II-specific; zinc ion binding. The transcript has 4 exons. The record is from RefSeq and is a predicted model, not a curated record.
GAACCCCGAUCGAUUUACAGAUGCUGCACAGGGAUUGAUCCUUGUGUAAGUGAAUUGUUUACAUGGCGAAUAAUGAGGCUUCGGGUGAGCAAGAGAUCGAGAGGCAGUUGAACCCGAUAGCGUGUAGUCAUUGUCGACAGCGGAAACGCAAGUGCGAUAGGCAGUUGCCGCAUUGUCUGCAGUGCACCAAUGAUCCUACCAACUGCCAUUACCCAGAACAAAAUAAGAGAGGUCUUCCAAUUGGGUUUAUCACCAGGCUAGAAGCUCGCCUUGCAGAGACAGAAGAAGCUCUUUUUCGGCUUGUACACACUAUCGACGAACCCAACAACAAUCAUAUCUCGCUCAAGCCUUCAUCACAAAGAAAAGACGAUCGUAUAACAGAAUGGGACAGUCUUCCACUCAGAAACGUGGAUGAAAUAAGAGCAUGGUACCGAAGUAGAUCAGAGCAAACUCACUCACCAACCCAGCCUGACGCUCUGAUGGAAGGAAACCAACGGGCACGAUCUAUUCAUGCCACACCACCCGUGUCAGAGACUGUGGACUUUCCAGAUGAUGUCGGAGAUGGCCAAGAAGAAACAGUUACGUUGCAAGAUGCUGAUGAUGAUGUUAUGCAGAGGAAUGGUAUUCAUAUUCAGGAGGAGUCUGGCGGAAGCAAAGCCAAGGAAAUGGAGCAGAAACAUCCAAAUGUGUACUUUUAGAGCAUCUAUUACUUAAUGCCACGUCACUGCUGACAUUUAAAGGCCUCAAGAGCCACAAAAACCGUAUA